Messenger RNA from Mya arenaria, 1604 nucleotides. RefSeq lists its product as uncharacterized. Bases 301 to 1212 code for a protein of 303 amino acids. The transcript is spliced from 2 exons. The record is from RefSeq and is a predicted model, not a curated record. NCBI's taxonomy places the organism in Eukaryota, Metazoa, Mollusca, Bivalvia, Myida, Myidae.
AAGUAAUCCUUUGACCUUUCACAUGUAUAAACAUUUAAGUAAGUUUAGUAUAAAGGAUUAUCAAAACAUAUUUACUUACUGAAUUUUUAUCACAAUUUUAAUACUUGGAUUAAAAGGGAUUAACCUCAAUUGCUGAGGUCAAAUGAAAAUAAGUAUGUUCAUUUAGGUUUAAAUAUAAAAUUAUAUACAUUGUGUUUAAUACUUCAUUAAGUGUUAGAAACGCAAUUACAUGUACAUUAAUAAUGACUUAUUAUGCAUCCAGGAAAGGAUAUUGUUUGAUAUUAAAUCAAAAUAUUGGCGAUGGGUAAAUGCCUCUCAAAGACCAACAAUUCUGUCAACAAAGUUAGGCCAACUCCUACUCCGGACAGUGGAGCAAAGAAGAAAAUGAGGAGAAGGAAAAAUGACACUGGACUUCCGAAGGAGCGUUACGCAAUUGUUGAAGGCAGAUACGAUGUUAAGCUUCCGAGGGAGAAAACCUGCACCAUAAAUUGUUCAGCAUUUUUACCGACCGGUGAUAUCAUUUUCGGGGAUCAGGAUAAUAAGAACAUCAAAUUAUUUAACUGUAAUUUCGACUUCAUGACAUGUAUAGAGUUCCCCGAUCCUGUGCAAUGUCUUUGUGCUUCUCCGAACUUACCGCUAAUCUAUGCAAUAUUUCCGGACAGGAUUCGACAAAUUCAUGUCGACGGAGUGAAUAUGAAAAAGAGCGGGUUCAUAAAAACUCCGGGUGAGUGUCGUGCUAUGGUUGUGAAUAAAUUUGAUGGUAAAGCCAUCUCAUUGUAUAUGCCAGACGACUUUGGGCAAGUUAACUUAUUAACACCGGGUGGAAGUCUUCAGUUAGAAUUAUUUGCUGACAAUACUGACCAAAUGUUAUUUAUUGACCCAGGACCACUUGUAGUAACAAGAAAUUUGACAAUCGCUGUAGCAGAUAGAGCUCAGCAAGCCGUUAUAGGCGUACAGCCUGACGGACAAGUGCAGUUUCGAUACAAAGGUAUUCGUACCCCUACCGCUAUAAUCUGUGAUGAACAGAACUAUAUUUACGUUGCAGGUCCGAAAAUGAUUCACCAGCUUUCUGAAAAAGGAGAGCUUGUCAAGUUGUUUCUUACGAAGGCGGAAAUUGGAUUAGCUCCAAUGUCUCUAGCAUAUUUUCCUGAAAGGAAACAUUUGAUCGUGACAGGCAAAGGAUCAAAAGUAACUCUUUUUAAACUGACUUGAGACUUUCAUGUGCUUUCAUUAUGAAGUGAACCAGCCAAAAAAGCAUAACAUAAUACGUUAUGCAAAAAAAUCUACUACAUGAUUUGAAUUGGCAUUUAUUUCGUGCUGAAAGUCUGGUGUAGUGGGUAGAUUUGUUGAACAAUAAUGUUAUGUACAAAAUUGAUUCUUUGUUCGGUUAGGUCACUCGCUUCUCACCAAGGCGACCCAGGUUCAAGUUCUGGCCUGGGCGCAUGUGAGUUUGGUUAGUGGGCACCAAACAGGCUUUGUAUAAGUUAUCAUAACUUUCUUCACAAUUGUUGUAAAAUAUAUAAUGCUUAAACUAAUUCUUUGAUCAUGUUUCAGGGGUUCUAAUAGCUAAUAAUUAUCAAUCUAAAAAUAGCUUGGGAGUACUU